Bombyx mandarina (wild silkworm) is the source of this 1177-nucleotide messenger RNA. It is a transcript of the gene scramb1, whose product is annotated as phospholipid scramblase 1. Gene Ontology annotation, cellular component: plasma membrane. The record is from RefSeq and is a predicted model, not a curated record. Gene Ontology annotation, biological process: plasma membrane phospholipid scrambling. NCBI's taxonomy places the organism in Eukaryota, Metazoa, Arthropoda, Insecta, Lepidoptera, Bombycidae. Gene Ontology annotation, molecular function: phospholipid scramblase activity.
GUAGGCACACUUUACUAAUAUUCGCUAAAAGUGACCAAAACACGGAAUUUAAUAAAUUAAGCUAACGUAGGCUUUAAUUCUAUUGUUGAUUCUAGAGACAAUUAAUAUACGAAAAAGGUUACGAAACGGAGUUAACAAUGUCACAUAAACCAACACCAUACUCACCAAAUUUCCCUGCAAGUCAUGGAUAUGUACCUCCACCAGAAGGAGAAAAGCCAAAUGAAAGUUACCCCAUGCAUCCUCAAAGCGGCUAUCCUGGCCCACCACCUACUCCUAUGCCACACCCCGGCCUACAUCCUGGGGCACAACCCCUUCCGGGCAUGCAGCAUGGGUUCCAGCCAGGAUUUCAACCUGGCUAUCAACCAGGAUUUGCUCCUGGAUAUCCUCAGCCUAGUGGAUAUCCGGUACCAGUGAUGCAACAACCAGGUCCACAAGCUCCAGGUGGUUGGAUGAAUAUGCCGCAAGGCCUCAGCAACUGCCCUCGAGGUUUGGAAUACCUUUCCAUGAUUGACCAACUGAUAAUGCAUCAGAAAGUUGAAUUAUUAGAAGCUUUUGUUGGGUUCGAGACAAACAACAAAUACACAGUUAUGAACAGUGUUGGUCAAAAAGUUUAUUAUGCGAUUGAGGAUAAUGAUUGCUGCACAAGAAACUGCUGCGGACCUUUACGUCCUUUCGAUAUGAAAAUUAUGGACAACUUCAAUAAUGAGGUGAUUCAUCUAAAUCGUCCUCUGGCCUGCGAUUCUUGUUGUUGCCCGUGUUGGCUGCAAAUCAUGGAAGUAUCAGCGCCGCCCGGCACAUUGAUUGGUUCGGUCGAGCAGAAGUGGUCAAUAUGUCAUCCUAGUUACGUGGUCAAGGACGCGAUUGGCGAUGUUGUGCUGACAAUUAAAGGACCGAUCUGCACAUUCUCUCUAUGCGGUGAUGUUGAGUUUCAUGUGUAUUCGAAGGAUGGAGAAACUAAAGUUGGCAAAAUCACGAAGUCGUGGUCUGGAUUUGCACGCGAAGCCUUCACCGAUGCCGAUAAUUUUGGGAUAAGUUUCCCGAUGGACCUGGACGUCAAAAUCAAAGCUGUACUCCUUGGAGCAUGUUUUCUCAUAGAUUUUAUGUUCUUUGAAAAAGGCAACAACAAUCGCAACUGAUGAAUUCAAAUUUCUUCAACACAACUGAACUUUUUUUUUUU